Lathyrus sativus (Indian pea) is the source of this 1251-nucleotide messenger RNA. NCBI's taxonomy places the organism in Eukaryota, Viridiplantae, Streptophyta, Magnoliopsida, Fabales, Fabaceae. The record is from the annotation of a GenBank genome assembly.
AUGGAGAAUUUGUUUCGUCUAGCUGAUCACCAAGAUUUUAUCUCACGCCGUUGCAUUUGGGUCAAUGGACCUGUGAUCAUUGGCGCAGGUCCAUCUGGCCUAGCAACGGCGGCAUGUCUUAGAGAACAAGGAGUUCCCUUCAUUGUUCUCGAAAGAGCUGAUUGUAUAGCAUCACUAUGGCAAAGAAGAACCUAUGACAGAUUGAAACUUCACCUCCCUAAACAAUUCUGUCAACUACCUAACCUUCCAUUCCCUGAUGAUUUCCCUGAAUACCCUUCAAAGAAACAGUUCAUAGACUACCUUGAAACAUAUGCCAACAAAUUCGAAAUCAAGCCGCAAUUCAAUGAAUGUGUUCAAUCUGCUAAAUAUGAUGAAACAAGUGGAUUAUGGAGGGUGAAAACCAAUGAAGUUGAGUAUAUUUGUAGAUGGCUUGUUGUUGCUACCGGCGAAAAUGCUGAGUGUGUUACUCCUGAUAUUGAAGGACUUUCUGAAUUCAAAGGUGAAGUUGUUCAUGCUUGUGAUUAUAAGUCAGGUGAAAUUUUCAAAGGAAAGAAAGUUCUUGUGGUUGGUUGUGGAAAUUCAGGAAUGGAACUCUCACUUGAUCUUAGCAACCACCAUGCUUUACCUUCCAUGGUUGUUCGUAGCUCGGUUCAUGUGUUACCGAGAGAAAUAUUUGGAAUAUCAACAUUCGAAUUAGCCGUUAUGAUGUUAAAGUGGCUACCACUUUGGAUUGUUGACAAACUUCUUCUAAUUUUGACAUGGUUCAUUUUGGGUGACAUGGAAAAGUUUGGUAUAAAAAGGCCUUCAAUGGGACCUUUGGAGCUGAAGAACACAGAAGGAAAAACACCUGUUUUGAAUAUUGGUGCCUUGGAGAAAAUUAGAUCCGGAGAUAUAAAAGUUGUCCCUGGAAUCAAGAAGUUUAACAAAAACGGUGUAGUCGAGCUUGUUAAUGGUGAAAAGAUUGAUGUUGAUGCAGUUGUUCUUGCUACUGGAUAUAGGAGUAAUGUCCCUUCUUGGCUUCAGGAAGGUGAAUUUUUCUCGAAAAACGGAUACCCAAAGAUGCCAUUUCCACAUGGUUGGAAAGGAAAUUCAGGACUAUAUGCUGUAGGGUUCACAAAGAGAGGGCUUUCUGGUGCUUCAUCUGAUGCUGUUAAAAUUGCACAAGAUAUUGGAAACGUUUGGAAACAUGAGACUAAACAGAAGAAACAGCGCAAUACAGCUUGUCAUAGACGCUGCAUUUCACAGUUCUAA